AACCCAAACAAAAAGAGAAACUGCGAUCAAUCAGCGGCCGAUCCGCGUCUCCGUGGUUCCGUGCGCCCGCUUCGAGUCCACCACGAUCCUCUCAGACCCCUAACAGCGACCCAGAGGAGUGUGGGAGCUGCUAAACGCGGAGGGUUUACCGGAACCGGCUUGGAUCGGGCGCAGGCUCGGUUCGGUUCGGGGGUGUAGAAAGGGAUGCGAGGGAACUGUCAACUAUGAUCAUCUCUUGACCCAGUCAGCAUCAGAAGCACACAAAGAGAAGCUCUCCUGCGUAUACACAGAGAUUCAGAACCGAUCCGGUUCGGCUGGAGGCUGGGAUUAGCUUUAGCUUUAGCAUGACAGCAGCGAUGCGCUGAUUCCGACCCAUCUCAUCAUCUUCCCACAGGCUAGCGGAUGUUCCGGCCGUCUCCAUGGAGUUUCCUCAGAUGACACGUCGCUUCAGUGCUCAGGGAUCUGGGGCAUGGUGACUGCUGUCCGUCAGCCAGAGCAGCGGCGUCUAGCAGGGGUCGUCUGGACCUGAGGGAAGACCUCAGAGAGAGGACGCGGACGGGACAACCAAUACGGGAACGAGAGCGAGAGAGACAUGGGGCAGUGUGUGACUAAAUGUAAAAACCCCACAUCCUCUCUGGGCAGUAAAAGUGGCGAAAAGGAUGCUGGGAAAUCGCAUGGUAAAAAAGGCGGCGCGCACAAGGAGGAAGUGGCCAAGUCUUCCACUGACGUCAUAUUCAACGGCACCAAAGUGUCCGAGGUGACGGUGGAGGGCACCACGGCUCCGGCCGUCUCCGCAGACGUGCGGCGGGAGCAGAGCGCACAGGACGGUGAAGGAGUGUCGCUCGCUCGGAUCGACGAGCUGUUCUUGUGUUAUAAGGACGAGCACGAAGAUGCCAUCCUGGAGGAGGGGAUGGAGCGCUUCUGCAACGAUCUGUGCGUCGAUCCGGCCGAGUUCAAAGUGCUGGUGCUGGCCUGGAAGUUCCAGGCUGCUACCAUGUGCAAGUUUACAAGGAGGGAGUUUGUGGACGGCUGUAAGGCGAUCCAGGCCGACAGUAUCCCAGGGAUCUGCUCCCGGUUCUCCGUGCUGCUAGAGGAGUCCCGUGGAGAAGAGAGUUUCAAAGAUCUGUACCGCUUCACCUUCCAGUUCGGGCUGGACGCCGAGCAGGGCCAGCGCUCUCUGCAGCGCUCCAUCGCCAUCGCGCUGUGGCGGCUCGUCUUCACGCUGGACACGCCGCCGCUGCUGGAGCACUGGCUGGACUUCCUGUCGGAGAAUCCGUGCGGCGUGCGCGGCAUCUCCCGCGACACCUGGAACAUGUUUCUGAACUUCACGCAGAGCAUCGGCCAGGACCUCAGCAACUACAGCGAGGACGAGGCCUGGCCCAGCCUCUUCGACUCCUUCGUGGAGUGGGAGACGGAGCGGCGGCGGAGAGAACAGUCGGACUCUGAGGCCGCGUCCGUGUGGCCGGGAUCUUGAGGGCGGGUGCGUUUGGGAUGGGGGUGAAUUCUGGACGAUGACGUGCGGAGGUGUUUCUGAGCCCGUCACUCUCCAUCCUCUUAUUCUAAUUAUUGUUAUGAGAUUUUCCGGUCUUACCGCAUUGGGCAUCCCGGUGCGCUCUCGGACUUCUGUUGUAAUGAAAGGGCUCCAAACGAAUAGUUUUUUAAAGCACUUUUAUUUAAGUUAUUGCUGUUGUUCAUUUCAUUUGUUUUAACGUUUGCAUUUCACCCAGAGCGGUUUCCUUGCGCUAAUAUUUUGGGAUUGACCAACACGCCAAAGAAAAGGGAAUUCUGUCAGCUGCCUACCGAGUUCGAACACACACACACACACACACUCACACACACACAUAUUUAUGCACGAAAGAAACCCGCACACACACACACAUGCCAGCAUUAACGCUGCAGGGGACGUGUUUUAACGGUUAUUUGUGGUUUGAUGGGUGUGUGGUGGUUCUUCUGGUUCUGUUUAACAUCAGACUGCGGUGAUGUCAAAGAACCUCAUUUCUCAUGUGCUUCCCUAAUCCUCUCUGACUUCAUUUUCUUCUCAUUCACGUCUCCUCGGAUGCAUUCAUUCAUUCUCAUGUAUUCUCAGUGGUCAGAUGUGUGUGAGAUUGGGAAAUACAGAUUCAUUUGCAGUUGGAAGUCUGCUGUGAGCUUUUACUGUUAUUUUACAGUUUACAUUAUUUUUUUUUUAAUUCAAAGUGAUUUCAUUUCAGUCUUUUGUGUCUGGUUUUAUAUAAAUGAUACAGUUUAUAAUUAAUAAAAAUGUGUUCAACAUUGGA
Molecule: messenger RNA, 2276 nt
Organism: Cyprinus carpio (common carp)
Lineage: Eukaryota; Metazoa; Chordata; Actinopteri; Cypriniformes; Cyprinidae
Gene: dcun1d3
Product: DCN1-like protein 3
Biological process (GO): positive regulation of ubiquitin-protein transferase activity; protein neddylation
Cellular component (GO): ubiquitin ligase complex
Molecular function (GO): cullin family protein binding; ubiquitin-like protein binding; ubiquitin conjugating enzyme binding
Source: RefSeq, a predicted model, not a curated record